Messenger RNA from Symbiodinium natans, 1224 nucleotides. Lineage: Eukaryota; Dinophyceae; Suessiales; Symbiodiniaceae. The record is from the annotation of a GenBank genome assembly.
AUGCAUCCGCGCUUCUUGCCAUGGUUUACCUUCGCGCAGGCCUGGGUGUGUUGGGCAGAUGGGCCCUUGGUGGCUGAACUGGAAACCGCCACCUCCGCACCUCAGUGGCCCUCGCACGUGACGCACAUGACGUGCAACCCGUUUCAUGGCUUUCAGUACUUGGUCCUGGCCAACGGUGGUGGCAUAUCAGCAGGUUGCCGGACCAGUUGGAAUCUCCAUGAAGUGGAAGUCUACGACGCGGACGGGCGACAGCUGACUCUGUCGGUCAUCUCCCUAACAGGUUCGGACCAGAGGAACCCGAGCAGCUUGGCUGCUGAUGGCUCCUUAGACACCUUCUGGGCAGGACGCGAUGACACAGCCAUCAGCUGUGCUUGCUGGGACACAUCCGCCAUCGAUGCCCAGGCCCUCUCCAUCAACUUGGGGGCGACUGCUUCGGUGUCUCGCAUAGUGGUGCACCAAGGUGGUGCCAGCAGCGAUGGAUCAACCUCACAUGCCCUCCAGCGGUUGAGGAUCUACUGUUCACGGAGUUACGCCGUGGCGCUUCCUCUCCGGAACGACAGCCUGAUGGAGGUGGAGAUUUCGAAGGCCACAACGACCAUCGCGUGUGGGUCCGCGGGUUGCGACGUGACGCACUCCCAGCCGUUGAUUCCAAAGUCCGAGUCGGCCUGGAAACCUACGGAUCCCAAAGAAGUGUCCGCUACCCUCGAGGCAGAGAAGUUUCAGGAAUACUGGACAGAUGCCCCGGUCCUCCGCAUUCCGGGGCGCAUGUUCCCAGUUGAAACUUUCUUCACCCUGAGGCCGGAGAAGGACUACCUCCAGGCCGCAGUGGAGACGUGCUGCCUGAUCAACGAAAAUGAGGGCCCUGGCGACAUUCUCUGCUUCCUCUGCGGAGAGGAGGAGAUCGAGAAGGCGUGCGCUGAGAUCCAGUCUCGAGCAGAGGAGACAGGCAUCGAGACGCUGGUGCUUCCGCUGUACUCUUCGCUGCCAAUGAAUCAGCAGAGGACUUUGCAGUCGAAAACGUCGCGCCUGCCGUUGUUUUCGCAGAGCAUCCAUGUCCGCACGAUGAUAACGUCCGUGUUGCCAGAGCAUCCAUGUCCGCGCGAUGAUAACGUCCGUGUUACCAGAGCAUCCAUGUCCUACGACGAUAACGUCCAGUUACCAGAGCAUCCAUGUCCGCACGAUGAUAACGUCCGUGUUACCAGAGCAUCCAUGUCCGCACGAUGA